This is a messenger RNA of Misgurnus anguillicaudatus (oriental weatherfish), 5054 nucleotides long. It is a transcript of the gene gpd2, whose product is annotated as glycerol-3-phosphate dehydrogenase 2 (mitochondrial). Gene Ontology annotation, molecular function: calcium ion binding; glycerol-3-phosphate dehydrogenase (quinone) activity. Gene Ontology annotation, cellular component: mitochondrion. NCBI's taxonomy places the organism in Eukaryota, Metazoa, Chordata, Actinopteri, Cypriniformes, Cobitidae. Gene Ontology annotation, biological process: glycerol-3-phosphate metabolic process. The record is from RefSeq and is a predicted model, not a curated record.
CUUAAGCGAUUCGUCCAUCCACAUGUCUGUCAAAUACUUCCUGUCAGUCUACUUCCUGGAUUCCCGAAUAAGAGAAACAUUGUAAGAACACUGUUGUUACCAUCACUGUCUAUGAGUUUUCUAUUUAGACAUCAUCAUCAUCAACAUCGCCAAAAUCAGCAUCAAUGGCUUUCAGAAAAGCAGUGAAGGGCACCCUGAUAGGGGGCGGAGCUGUAGCAGCUGCCGUUGGCCUAUCACAGUACUUUGAAUACAGAAAGAAUCAGCCUAAAUGGGCUCGGCUGGCGUAUGUCGAAGCACAGGGUGAAUUAAAGAUGCCAUUUAAAGAUGCCCUCCCAACAAGAGAAGAGCAACUUACAGCACUCAGAACUACUGAAGAGUUUGACGUUUUGGUGGUGGGGGGCGGAGCCACAGGCUCAGGAUGUGCCUUGGAUGCUGUCACGCGAAAUCUGAAAACAGCCCUUGUCGAACGGAGCGAUUUUUCAUCAGGCACCAGCAGCAGAAGCACCAAGCUCAUUCACGGCGGGGUCCGCUAUCUGCAGAAAGCCAUCAUGAAACUAGAUUAUGAGCAGUACAUGAUGGUGAAAGAAGCCCUUCAUGAGCGUGCCAAUCUGCUGAACAUUGCACCUCACCUGUCUGCCCCUUUACCCAUAAUGCUUCCUGUUUACAAGUGGUGGCAGCUUCCAUAUUACUGGGCCGGCAUCAAGAUGUACGACCUGGUGGCCGGAUCGCACUGUCUGAAGAGCAGUUACGUCUUGAGCAAGAGCAAAGCACUGGAGCUCUUCCCUAUGCUGAAGAAAGACAAGCUUGUUGGAGCUAUUGUCUACUAUGAUGGACAGCAUAAUGACUCGCGUAUGAACCUGGGCAUUGCUCUAACAGCGGCCCGUCAUGGCGCUGCCGUUGCUAACUACACAGAGGUGAUUCACUUGCUGAAGAAAGCAGACCCUAUAACAAGCCAGGAGAAAGUAUGUGGAGCACGCUGCAGAGAUGUGAUCACGGGGCGGGAGUUUGACGUCCGUGCCAAAUGUGUCAUUAACGCUACCGGCCCCUUCACCGACUCCUUGCGUAAAAUGGACAACCAGAAAACUCCCAACAUCUGCCAGCCCAGUGCAGGAGUCCACAUUGUCAUACCUGGAUACUACAGCCCUGACAACAUGGGACUAUUAGACCCCGCCACCAGCGAUGGUCGUGUCAUCUUCUUCUUGCCCUGGGAGAAGAUGACGAUCGCGGGGACGACAGACACAGCCACUGAGGUCACAGCCCAUCCCAUCCCUAUGGAGGAGGACAUCAACUUUAUCCUGAGCGAAGUGCGACAUUACCUCAGCAAUGACGUGGAAGUACGGCGAGGGGAUGUCCUGGCAGCCUGGAGUGGCAUUCGUCCCCUGGUCACUGACCCAAACUCCAAAGACACGCAAUCCAUCUGUCGCAACCACAUUGUCAAUGUCAGCGACACCGGCCUUGUCACCAUUGCUGGUGGAAAGUGGACGACCUAUCGUGCCAUGGCUGAAGAGACCCUCGAUGCUGCCGUAAAGGCACAUAACCUCACAGCUGGGCCCAGUAGGACGAUCGGUCUGUUGCUGGAGGGUGGGAAGGACUGGACCCCCACUCUGUACAUCCGCUUGGUUCAGGACUACGGUUUGGAGAACGAGGUUGCCCAGCACCUGGCAGCCACUUAUGGAGGAAGAGCAUUUGAAGUGGCAAAGAUGGCAAAGGUGACAGGCAAGCGAUGGCCCAUAGUGGGAAAGCGCCUUGUAUCUGAAUUUCCCUACAUAGAGAGUGAGGUGCAGUAUGCUAUAAAGGAGUAUGCCUGUACAGCUAUUGAUGUCAUCGCUCGACGAACACGUCUGGGCUUUCUGAACGUGCAGGCUGCAGACGAGGCUCUUCCACGUAUUGUUGAGAUUAUGGGUAAAGAGCUGCAGUGGAGCGAGCAAAAAAAGAAAGAAGAGCUGGAAGCAGCUAAAAAUUUCCUGUACCUGGAGAUGGGCUAUAAAACUCGAUCGGAACAGCUAAGCAAGACAACAAUAAUGUCACUUACUCUUGAAGAAGUGGAGAGGUAUAAAAAGCGCUUUUACAAAUUUGAUAAGGAGAGCAAAGGCUUUAUUACGACAUUGGAUGUCCAGCAGGUUCUAGAGAAACUCAGCAUUCAUAUUGAUGAGAACGCUCUUCACGAGAUCCUCAAUGAGGUUGACCUCAACAAAAACGGACAGGUGGAACUGAAUGAGUUCCUGCAGCUCAUGACUGCGGUCCAGAGAGGGCAAAUCUCUGACAACCGUCUUGCUAUCCUGAUGAAGACAGCAGAGGAGGGCCUGGACAUGAGAGGACCAGUCUCGGUUGACCGAAGCGGAGGCGGAGUUUAAAUCCCAUCUACCAACCAAAACGAUCCCAGACGACAGCUUCAAAAAUGCUGAUCACUGUGCCAACACUGGUCAGAUCACAAGCACAUACUGUAAAACCAUGAACGUUGAGCCUUUUAAUUAUUUCAUAAUUCGUUGUUUUAGCAUGCUCCAUGCAAAUGAAUAUGUUUAAAGAGGAAUAUAUUCUUAAAUAAUUAUUAUAAAGAGUAUAUAUUUUUAUCACUCCUAAUAUGUUACUAAUGUAUGUUGGUGUGCACGAUUUAGUGAGCUUCACUUGCUUUAUGAAUGCGAUUGAUUUCCUUCGCCAAACAAUAAGGUAAAAUUUAAAGGAACAGUUCACUCAAAAAUAAAAAAUACUCCGUAUAUAUGCCUUCUCUUCUUUAGCUGAACCGAGAUGCAAAUACAGAUAUGACAGCACAUUGAUGAAGCACGCACAAGUCACGCAAGAACCAAUGAGAUUUGAAGCUAUCGACAUGCCGCCAUUUUUAAGCUUGUUUACAUUUCAGUUUUGGUAGGUAAAUUAUAAGAGAUUUUUCAUUUUUGGGGUAAACAGUUCCUUUAAGGGCUCCUGGCGACGUCUUGAAAAUGCACUACACUUUAUUUCGCAGGUUAACACUGUAUACUGCUGUAUUGUUACUGUUUUGAACACAGUGGUGUUUGUUUUGUUUCACUCCAAAGUGCUUAUGCAUUUUUCUAAAUGUUUUUCAAAAUCAAGUGUUUUUAAUGUACUUUGAUAAAUGUGUUAAAAUUUUCAAAUGACAGUAUAAUGUUUAAAUCACUAAUCAUUGUGUAUUAGUUUAUACAGAUCAGGUAUUUGUUCUCUGUACAGUGUUUUGAGCUUAUUAAUCGGCAUCAGCCUGUGUUAAACUAAUGAAUUUUACAUUUACAUUAUUAUUGUUUAAAGGAAAACACCACCGUUUUUCAAUAUUUUACUAUGUUCUUACCUCAACUUAGACGAAUUAAUACAUACCUUUCUUUUUUCAAUGCGUACACUUAAUCUUUGUACAGCGCGUCUUGACUAUGUUAGCAUUUAGCCUAGCCCCAUUCAUUCCUUAGGAUCCAAACAGGGAUGAAUUUAUAAGCCACCAAACACUUCCAUGUUUUCCCUAUUUAAGGACUGUUACAUGAGUAGUUACACGAGUAAGUAUGGUGGUACAUACUUUACUCGACCUUGGCGCAUUAAUAUUGACGGAAGUUUGAGCGAGAGGGGGGUAAGUGCUACAAACUAAGUGCUCUUCCGCCAUACAAUAUAGUUCUCAUUUUUUUAUCCGCUUAAAAAUCAGCACGUUUUAUUUUGUGCCACCAUACGUUUUCAUGUAACUGCUCAUGUAACAGUCUUUAAAUAGUGAAAACAUGGAAGUGUUUGGUGGCUUCUAAAUUCAUUCAUGUUUGGAUCCUAUGCAAUGAAUGGGGCUAGGCUAAAUGCUAACACAUUCAAAAUUCGCUGUACAAAGAUUAAGUGCACGCAUUAAAAAAAGACAGGGAUGUAUUAAUUAGUCUAAGUUGAGGUAAGAACAUAGUAAAAUAUAAAAAAAAUGUGGUGUUUUCCUUUAAAGUUUACCCAAAAAUGAUAAUUCUGUCAUCAUUUACUCACCCUCAUGUUGUAUGAGUUUCUUUCCUCUGUUGAACACAAAAGAAGAUAUUUUAGUAAAUGAUGGUAAGCAUGCAGUUGACUGACUCAUGGUAUUUGUUUUACUACUAUGGAAGUCAAUGGGUACAGUCAACUGUGCGGUACCCAUCAUUGGGUAAAUAAAUUAUGACAAAAUAUUCAUAUUUGGAUAAAAAAAUACCCAUUGUAGUAUGUUUCUCAAUCUUAAGUUGUAAAAAGUAAUUUCCCUUGGUUACCCAUGUAAUGUAAAGUGUUCUCUUACUGUAAAUUUACAGUACUGUAAGGGUGAAUGUAAUUUUAUGUGCCUUGCUUUCUAUAGAGAGACUUUGCAUGUCAAAAACGCACAGUAUGAAACGCACUACCUAAUCUUUAACUUGAUUGUACUUUUGUAAUUUUUAACAUGAUUAUGUAUUUUUAAUGUAGUAUAUGUUCAGACUUCAUCACCUUUAAAUUAACUUAUAAUCAAAUAAUACAUGAUUUAAAAGGAUAGUUCACCCAAAAAUUGAAAUUCUGUCAUUUUGAGGAAUGUUUGUAACUAAACCGAUUAGAGGCCCCAUUGAGUUCCACAGUAGGGAAAAAGGACACUAUGGAGAACAGUAUGGAAGUCAAUGGGGCCUCUGAUCAGUUUAGUUACAAACAUUCCUCAAAAUAUCUUCCUCAGAAGCAAAAAAAAAUGUAUACAGGUUUGUAACAACAUGAGAGUGAGAAAAUAAUGACAGAAUUUUCAUUUUGGUUGAACUGUCUCUUUAAGUGUUUUAGCGUGUUUUGUACAACGAGGCACAAACUUUAUAAUGUUUUAGUCAUUUAUCACCAUGUAAUGACCUGUAUUUUUUGUUGGAAAACAGAUUGUCAUCAAUCUUCGGGGAUCAGUUUUGUUUGUCAGGUUCCAACAAUGCCAAAUAAGAAGUGAGGGAUGUGUUUUGAGAGAAAUAGCAGUUUAACUAAUCUGCAUUUAUUGUUUGUUGUGACAGGAUGUAAUUUCAGACUGAGGCGGACUGAAUGAGAUUCGUACUGUAUUGAAAAAUGUACAGUAAAUCAAUCUGCAAAUACUGAGAAACACAAUUCUAUAAUUAAAUGUAUCUGGUUGCCUUGUG